GUGUUUGUCUGUCGCAGAAGAAGCUCCAGUUCACGCAGGCAGGGUGUAGUAAACACUGGAGGAAGCAUGUAACUUUACUGUGUUUUAGAUCAUGGAAAUUUUCGGGAGCACGUUUGAUGAUUCGGUAUUUGAGGAAUCGCGAAACAGGGAUUUAUUCACCGAUCUUCCCGCAUAUACACCUAAAACCUGCGAGCCAGAGUGGUUUUGUCAUUAUGAAAAAUUCGAAGAUGAGCUAGAUGAACAGAAAACUAUGAAGUUCCGGGCGGAUCUGAAAUACAGGAAAAAACAAUAUCAGGAAGCUAUAGACGACUACACAGUGUGCCUUCCUCUGGUGCCUAAUAAUAAUCUGUCUAUGAAAAGAGAUGUGUUGGAGGGAAUGGCACGGUGCUACAGACAUCUGGGAAAGAGCGGACAGGCCCUAGAGAUCUGUGAGAAACUGAGGAAUGAAGCGACCAACACGUGCCACCUGACCUGCGUCCUACAGCUGGAACAGAGCAUCCACGAGGGCUGUGGAGACGUCAUGAGCAGCAUCUCUAGUUUGAAACAGCUUUGCUCUGUUCAUCCUUUCAACCCUUGGUACUGGCUGAACCUGGCCACGAGCUACCAAAGCCUGCUGGAGAAAAAUACAUCACAGACGCCACAGGCCUUCAUUCAGCAGCAGCAGGAGGAGAAGGAGGCGCGGCUGAAGGCCUGCAUGUGUUUUAUUAGAACAAGGCUGCUGAUUGAAAUAUUGAAGAUUCAGCAGUUCUCGUUCAUCCUGGAAAGGAGCAUGAAAACCCUUCAGGCCAUUGAGGCGUCUCUGCAGGAGAUGCAGCUCAAAGAGGAAACACUCCGACUCAUUUCCAAGGUAAUGGCCGAAGAUCUGAACCCAGAGAAGAUGCGUGAAGAGAACCAGGAUGGUGAGGGUUUAUCGAGUCUUACCAUUAAGGACUUUGAGGAAAGGUGGUGGAACAAACUACAUGCCUGCCUGCUGAUGAAAGAGAAUACAGUUGUAUCGAGUGAUAAGGAACUGGAGACGGGGUGAAAAUGAACACCAAGGAUUUUACUAUAAAAAUGCCUUUUAAUCGAUUUGUACAGUGAUGCAGGUUUUAAUGGUUUGGUGUUAUGAAAAAUGUUUUGGGAUUUUACAAAUAAAGAUUUUAAAUGUUUACUAUA
Ictalurus punctatus (channel catfish) is the source of this 1155-nucleotide messenger RNA. RefSeq lists its product as uncharacterized. The record is from RefSeq and is a predicted model, not a curated record. NCBI's taxonomy places the organism in Eukaryota, Metazoa, Chordata, Actinopteri, Siluriformes, Ictaluridae. The coding region runs from base 92 to 1024 and encodes 310 amino acids. Gene Ontology annotation, molecular function: protein binding. The transcript is spliced from 6 exons.